AUGUCAAGCCCAGUUGUCCUGCGUCGCUUUCAAAGCCUCAGUGAAGACAAUAAGGCAUUUGAAUCUGACUAUCUAGAUAUAGAUGGUUCUCAUCGAAGAUUAACACAGAAAAAAGAAGAAAACAUUAGGAUCGGCUUUUUUGAGCUGUUCAGGUUUGCUUCCUGCUAUGAAAUCACCCUGAUGGUAUGUGGAGGAAUCUGUGCUCUGCUUCAUGGAGUAGCCCAACCUGCCAUGUUAUUGGUGUUUGGUUUGUUGGCAGAUACCUUUAUUGCAUAUGACAUCGAAUUACAAGAAUUGAAAGACCUGGAAAAGAUUUGCAAUCAUAAUAUCAGCGUCAUAACUUGGGUGAAUGGGUCAGAGUACCAUAAUCAAAAAAAUGAAACAGUGCCAUGUGGGGUCUUAGACAUCGAACACGAAAUGUCCAUGUUUGCUUAUUAUUACAUUGCAAUAGGACUGUCUGUGUUUUUACUGGGCUACUGUCAGAUAUGUUUCUGGGUUACAGCAGCAGCCCGACAGGUUCAAAAAAUAAGGAAAGCUUACUUCAAACAAAUUAUGAGGAUGGAGAUUGGUUGGUUUGACUGUAAUUCUGCUGGAGAAUUGAACACAAGGAUGUCAGAUGAUAUUAAUAAAAUCAAUGAUGCUAUCGCUGAUCAAGUUGGAAUUUUUAUUCAACGUUUCACUACUUUUAUCAGUGGAUUCCUCCUGGGAUUUGUCAGUGGUUGGAAGCUAACCCUUGUUAUUAUUGCUGUCAGUCCUCUCAUUGGUCUUGGAGCUGCUCUCAUGGCAUUGUCUGUCUCAAAACUGACUGGCCUUGGGCUAAAGGCUUACGCGAAAGCUGGUGCUGUUGCAGAUGAAGUGCUUUCAUCUAUAAGAACAGUGGCUGCAUUCAAUGGUGAGAAAAAAGAAGUGGAAAGAUAUGACAAAAACUUGGUAUUUGCUCAACGCUGGGGUGUAAGGAAAGGCAUGAUAGUGGGAUUUUUCACAGGCUACAUGUGGAUGAUAAUCUUCUUCUGCUACGCUCUAGCAUUCUGGUAUGGAUCUCAGCUGGUUAUAGAGCAGAAUGAAUACACACCUGGAGGUCUUUUACAGGUGUUCCUGGGAGUACUAGUAGCUGCUAUGAAUCUUGGUCAGGCUUCUCCUUGUUUGGAAACAUUUGCCUCUGGCCGUGGUGCUGCUACAAAUAUAUUUGAAACUAUAGACCGAGAGCCUGAGAUUGACUGCAUGUCAGAAGAAGGAUAUAAACUGAAUAAAGUAAAAGGUGAUAUUGAAUUCCACAAUGUGACCUUCAAUUACCCCUCCAGACCAGAAGUUAAGAUUCUUGAUCGACUUAGUAUGGUGAUUAAAGCAAGUGAAACUACAGCCUUUGUUGGUCCAAGUGGGUCUGGUAAAAGCACAGCAGUGCAGCUGAUUCAGAGAUUCUAUGAUCCUAAACAAGGAAUGGUCACUCUGGAUGGUCAUGAUAUUCGCUCUCUGAAUAUUCAAUGGCUACGUUCUUUGAUUGGAAUUGUUGAACAGGAGCCUGUCUUGUUUGCUACCACCAUUGAAGAGAACAUUCGCUAUGGUUGUGACAAUUUGACAAAGGAUCAGAUUAUCAAAGCCGCCAAGGAGGCCAAUGCAUAUAACUUCAUUAUGGAUCUACCUCAGAAAUUUGACACCCUCGUUGGUGAAGGUGGAGGCCAAAUGAGUGGAGGACAAAAGCAACGCAUUGCUAUUGCUCGAGCUCUUGUCAGAAAUCCUAAAAUUCUGUUACUAGACAUGGCAACUUCAGCACUAGACAAUGAGAGCGAGGCUGUUGUUCAAAAUGCAUUGGAUAAGGUUCGGUUAGGUCGAACAACGAUCUCUAUCGCACAUCGAUUGUCCACAGUAAGAAAUGCGGAUGUGAUAAUUGGCUUUGAACAUGGAAGGGCUGUAGAACAGGGAAAACAUGCAGAACUACUCGAAAGAAAAGGGGUUUAUUUCACUUUAGUAACUCUACAAAGCCAGGGAGAUAAAGCUCUCAAUGAAAAAGCAAGACAAAUGGCAGGAAACGGUCCUAGUGAAGAGCCAAAAAUUGAAAAGCAACAGUCUUUUAGAAGAGGGAGCUAUCAAUCAAGUUUACGAUCCUCAAUUCGCCAGCGUUCCAGGUCUCAGAUGUCAAACCUAUUCACCGAUUUGUCUACACCUGGAGAUGUUGCUUCAACAGCCCGCUGUUCCUCUGGGUUUCCUGGUGGUGAAGAAAAGGUCAUAGAGGAGGAGGAGGAGGAGAAUAUUGAGCCUGCACCAGUGACUAGGAUUCUGAAAUAUAAUAUUGCUGAGUGGCCAUAUAUGUUGCUCGGUUCACUUGGUGCUGCUGUUAAUGGUGGUGUCAAUCCAGUCUACGCAGUGCUGUUCAGUCAGAUACUUGGGACAUUUUCCAUACAAAAUGAAGAACAGAAAAGGAAUCAGAUCAAUGCAAUAUGCUUAUUUUUUGCCAUUGUUGGAAUGAUAUCAUUUCUGACACAAUUCCUACAGUGUUACUUUUUCGCCAAAUCUGGUGAAAAACUGACACGAAGACUACGGAAGUUAGGUUUCCAAGCAAUGUUAGGACAAGAAAUUGCCUGGUUUGAUGACCACAAGAACAGCCCUGGGACACUAACAACAAGACUUGCGACAGAUGCUUCACAAGUUCAAGGGGCAACGGGAUCUCAGAUUGGAAUGAUAGUGAAUUCUCUUACCAAUAUAGGAGUGUCCUUGAUCAUCGCUUUCUAUUUUAGCUGGAAACUAACUUUAGUUAUACUCUGUUUUCUACCCUUUCUGGCACUGUCUGGUGCCCUGCAAGCUAGAAUGUUAACAGGAUUUGCAAAUCAGGAUAAGCAAGCCCUUGAAGUUGCAGGCCAGAUUUCCAGUGAAGCCCUGAGUAACAUCCGAACAAUAGCUGGCUUAGCAAAAGAGAAAAUGUUUGUCCAAUUGUAUCAGACACAGUUAGAAGCCCCUUACAGAGCUGCAAUUAAAAAGGCGAAUGUUUAUGGUUUAUGUUUUGGCUUUGCCCAAUCCAUAAUUUUCUUGGCCAAUGCUGCAUCAUAUAGAUUUGGUGGUUAUUUGGUUGUUGCUGAGAGCCUUCAUUUCAGCAUUGUAUUCAGAGUUAUUUCUGCCAUAGUAACCAGUGGUACAGCACUGGGAAGAGCCUCGUCAUACACCCCAGACUACGCAAAAGCUAAAAUAGCUGCUGCACGCUUCUUUCAAUUGGUAGAUCGCGUUCCCAAAAUCAACAUCUACAGUGAUGAAGGAGAAAAAUGGAACAACUUUAAAGGUGAAAUUGACUUUAUUGACUGCAAAUUUACAUAUCCUUCUCGACCGGACUUCCAAGUUCUAAAUGGCCUUUCAAUUUCGGUUAUGCCUGGGCAAACACUAGCCUUUGUUGGCAGUAGUGGAUGUGGAAAAAGCACCAGUGUGCAAUUGCUUGAGCGGUUUUAUGACCCUAAUGAGGGAAAAGUGACAAUUGAUGGCCAUAGCACAGAAACUGUAAAUGCUGCCUUUUUAAGGUCUAAAAUUGGAAUAGUGUCGCAGGAGCCUGUACUUUUUGACUGCAGCAUUGCAGAGAAUAUUAAAUAUGGUGACAACCGUCGUCAAGUCAGUAUGAAUGAUGUAAUUGCAGCUGCAAAGAAGGCUCAGCUCCAUGACUUUGUGAUGUCAUUACCAAAGGAAUAUGAUACUGAUGUGGGUGCUCAGGGUUCUCAGUUAUCACGUGGACAAAAACAACGUAUUGCUAUAGCUCGAGCCAUCGUCCGGGAUCCAAAAAUUCUUUUACUGGACGAAGCUACAUCUGCGUUAGAUACAGAGAGUGAAAAGAUUGUUCAAGCUGCUUUAGAUGAAGCAAGAAAAGGAAGAACCUGCAUUGUGAUUGCACAUAGGCUCUCAACCAUUCAGAACUCAGAUAUCAUUGCUGUCAUGUCUCGAGGAUACAUUAUUGAGCAGGGAACUCAUGAAGAAUUGAUGGCUCUUAAAGGGGCUUAUUAUAAACUUGUCACAACAGGUGCUCCAAUCAGUUAACCCAAAUUCACAUUGAAUAGUAGACAACUUUUUCCACAUGAUCCUUUCAAUCAUACUAGUUACUCCAGUUUUUGUUUUGCAUGUAGUAAAUACGAUAACUUAACUCGAAUAAAACUGUAAAAAAGUAUAUAUUUUUAUGCCGGCUCAUUUGCAAGUAGAAAUUCUUAAACAUAUUACGUUGGUAGUUUUUAUAUCUUGACUAUACAAUCAAUGCACAUUCCUUUAACUCUUCCAUGUGAGCCAUUAAAAUAUGAUUUACCUUUAAUAUCAGUGAUUAUAAAUCAAAACUGUAUAACUUCAGUAAAUCUUAAAACCUUAUUGAUAAUACUAUUUGAACAGUUUUAAACAAUUUCAAUGAUUUGCAUGAAUAUUUUGAAUAUAUGUUCUUGUAAUUUAGUUUUACAAUUUAAAGAUUUUUUAAAUUAGAAAUUUUAAAAAAAGACUGUCAUGGUCACCAGACCAGGUUAAACCAUGCUCAUGAAACCAUCAAUAAACAGGAAUCAGUUUGAUGAAAUUAACAUCAUUAUUA
Messenger RNA from Hemiscyllium ocellatum (epaulette shark), 4537 nucleotides. Its product is annotated as bile salt export pump-like. Gene Ontology annotation, cellular component: membrane. Lineage: Eukaryota; Metazoa; Chordata; Chondrichthyes; Orectolobiformes; Hemiscylliidae. Gene Ontology annotation, molecular function: ATP hydrolysis activity; ABC-type transporter activity; ATP binding. The record is from RefSeq and is a predicted model, not a curated record. Gene Ontology annotation, biological process: transmembrane transport. The transcript has 27 exons. The coding region runs from base 1 to 4008 and encodes 1335 amino acids.